AUGAAGGAUGAGUUUAAAACUCACAUUAAAUCACAUUCUGAACUUCAGGAGACUAUAACACGUAAAAAAGUUAAGUUUUUACAACUUGGAUUAACCUUGCAGCCGUUAGUUAUAAUAGUUGGACCUAAUAUAAACGAAAUAACUCAGUAUUUUGUUUAUGUCAAUGGUACAUACUAUGUAUUAAACUCUAUACUGUCGUCAGUCGACUGUUGUUUCAAAGCAAUACAAGCCUUAAAUUUGGAGUAUUCAUUAGAAAGUAUCCCAGUUUGGUCAUUUGUACAAAAAGGAUUUUAUCAAAUCAAUACUGAUUGGGAUACAGAAUUUGUGUCGGUUAAUUCUUUGUUUAGUGAUAUAGGAAUGAAUGAAACUAUAGUAACACUAUAG
Macrosiphum euphorbiae (potato aphid) is the source of this 384-nucleotide messenger RNA. The record is from the annotation of a GenBank genome assembly. Lineage: Eukaryota; Metazoa; Arthropoda; Insecta; Hemiptera; Aphididae.